CCUUCAAAGAAAGAAAGCGAGAGAAUAGGAGGAUGAACCCGGGAAGACAAGGGUGGCAACAUCAGCUGGUCCAGAGAUGCGCGGACAGCUGCCUGAUCCGACCUGUGCCGCAGUGAACAUAAUCUCAUAAGCGCUUCUGUCCAUCCGCUACUCUGGUGCAGGACGGCUCUGAAGGGAGAGGGAAAAAAAGUGCGUGCGGAUUGUUUUCUUGAGAAUCAUGCUCAUUUCUCACUUGUCGGAGCAGAAUAGCGUCAGCCGCUGAUUUCAGUGAGUCAGAGUGCGGGAUGGGGAGAGGGAGGAAAGACCGCUGCGCACUUUCUAUGUCCCGUGAUGUGUCUUCGCAGCGGCUGGUGAGUGGCACAGUUUCAACAUCCUGGUCUAUAGGCCGGGGAGGAUUUGCUUGAGGAACGUAUUUUUGCCGCGGGAAUCUGAUGCAAGGCGGAUGAAGGGGAUUCUGUGAGCUCCGGCCGGCGAUGACAUCAGGCUGAUGUGUUGCAGUGAGGUGGUCUGGAAGGCGUGAGGUGGCGUGGAGCAAUGCGUGCAUCCUCCGACCUGGACGCCUUCAGGAGAACGACCUACGUUCUGAACAAAUUCAAGACAUUAGGCCACUGAUCCUGAGCUGAGCUGGCCAACUGCGUCACUGCAAGUGCAGGUAGGCUGCAAACUCCCCUACCUAGUCGGGAGAGGAGCAUGCUCCCCAGCCCUUCCUGCACCAUGUCGCCGGUUAGUGUCUUGACAAUCUAAGGGGGGAUGAAUUCAGCUGACAUCUCCAGCAAAGAUCCGCCGCUCGGAUCCACGUUUUCCUCAGCUCCUAACCUAGACUCGGACAUUAACGCAAACGCGUGCGGGCAUGUGUAUGAGAAUGGGAUGGACCACAAUGUCAACAUCCAGAACGCAGCGCUCCGCGGGGCCAGCGACCCCAGCUCAUACCCCUCCACGGAGUACCAGGGGCUGGGCCGCCGCAGGUUCAUCCGCCGGAGUCUGUGGGUCUCGGACCACGACGAGCAGCCGCUGGAUACAUCGGAUCUCGUCAGCAGCAGCCCGGUACCCAACAUCGAUCUGCGGACUAUUGUGGAUCGGAGUCGGACCCGGGCUCUGCUUCCAGAGACCUCCAGCACGGAGAGACAGGAGGGGCUGAAGGACAGCGCCACGGAAAGCGUGAGCGCCGAUGAGGAGAGUGGGGACAGGUUGGAGACGGGGCCCAAGGUGGACCCGGGUCCAUCAGAUGUUACAGGUAAAGCAGGCAGCGACGAGAACGAAGAGGAGCCCGGGAUGAAGGCUGUGUCCACCUCCCCCGGAGGACGCUUUCUGAAGUUUGACAUUGAGUUGGGGAGAGGGUCUUUCAAGACCGUCUACAAAGGUCUGGACACGGACACCUGGGUGGAAGUGGCCUGGUGUGAACUGCAGGAAAGGAAACUAUCCAAAGCAGAGAGGCAGCGGUUCAAAGAGGAGGCAGAGAUGCUGAAGGCCCUGCAGCACCCCAACAUCGUGCGAUUUUAUGACUUCUGGGAGUCACCAGUAAAAGGGAAGAAGUGCAUCGUCCUUGUGACAGAGCUAAUGACAUCAGGAACACUGAAAACGUAUCUAAAGCGCUUCAAGGUUAUGAAGCCCAAAGUCCUGAGAAGGUGGUGUCGGCAGAUUCUCAAAGGCCUUCAUUUCCUCCACACAAGGACGCCUCCCAUCAUCCACAGAGACCUCAAGUGUGACAACAUUUUCAUCACUGGUCCAACUGGCUCUGUCAAAAUAGGAGACCUUGGAUUAGCAACACUAAAGAGGGCCUCUUUUGCCAAAAGUGUUAUUGGUACUCCAGAGUUUAUGGCCCCAGAGAUGUAUGAGGAGCACUAUGACGAGGCUGUGGAUGUCUACGCUUUUGGGAUGUGUAUGCUGGAGAUGGCCACCUCAGAGUAUCCUUACUCUGAGUGUCAGAAUGCUGCUCAGAUCUACCGCAAAGUCACAAGUGGGGUGAAGCCUGCCAGCUACGGCAAAGUCAGUGACCCAGAAAUAAAGGAAAUUAUUGGGGAGUGUAUCUGCCACAGAUGGGAGGAACGGUACUCCAUCAAGGACCUCCUGAACCAUGCAUAUUUUGCCGAAGACACAGGAGUUAGGGUUGAGCUAAAUGAAGAGGACGAUGGAAAAAAAUCGACCAUUGCUUUAAAGUUGUGGGUUGAAGAUCCUAAAAAGUUAAAGGGAAAAUAUAAGGACACUGGUGCUAUUGAGUUUACCUUCAACUUGGAGAAAGAAGUUCCAGAAGUAGUUGCACAAGAAAUGGUGGAGUCAGGAUUUUUCUUGGAAUGUGAUGUGAAGAUAGUUGGUAAAUCUAUCAGAGACCGUGUGGCUUUAAUAAAAUGGAGGAGGGUAAGGACCGGCUCACCAAAUGGAAACAGUGAAGUGAAGAAGAUGCAGCAGAACCUUCUGCUGGUCCCUGGUACUGGUCCACCUGAGGAAACCAUAUUCACCACUGCAGAUUGUGAGGACCAAGAAACUCUGAUCUGCACUGUUCCUGUAAUCACACCUGCCACAUCUGACAGCGGAGUGAACUCCAACAUGCAAUCUGACGAUCUGAGCAAUCAGCAGAAUUGUCCCUACCAGUCACUUCCAGAAUCCAUUUCUACUGCACAGACUCUCUACAGUCCUCCUUCACAAACAGACUCCCAGAUGCACCACGGAUCCUACCAGCAAUCUGCAGGACAGGCCUCGCAUGAAAACAACAAACAGCCAACCACACAGUCACUCCAGGGAGCCUACCAGCAACCCACAGCAGAUCAGCUGCAUCAUGGGACCUUCCAACUGCACCACGGGCCUUUUCAGUGUCAAACAACGGUUUCUGCUCCAGCUACUCCAGUGCCCCCUGUGCAGCAGAGCAGACAGACAUCCCAGAGUUUCCCAGCCGCAGCCCCGACUCUGCAGACGCAUCUCACUGUCCAGUCCACCCAGGAGCAGUGUUGUCUCCAAACAGCUGCCGUCCCGUCUCAGUUGUUUUCUGCUGAUCAGCCGUCGUCACAGCUGAGUCCUCCUGAUUCCUCUGGCAGGUUUCCGCUCUGCAGUGCUCCUCCCCCUCUCCUGCCCCUGCCCAUCAGCACACAGUUUUCCUCUCCAUAUCCUGUCGUUCACAUGCCCGCUCCCUUUUCCCCGGCUUCUCUGCCGUCCACCUUCAGCAGCAGCGACGCUGCUAUGUCUACCUCUUACUACUCACCUUCACCUCUCCUUGCCCCCCUUGCUCUCACUCCCCACACAGCUCUGACAUCUAUACCUUCUCAUGGGACUCCUCAGACUCCCAUGUCCACACCUCAAAAUGUCCCCAGUUUGUCUCUCCCUUUUCCUUACCUGGGAAUAGCCAAGUCCCCUGUGGUGCCACAGCAGCAGGCUGGCCCACACACAUCUCAGCAGCACACCAGUAGCCUCCAUUCCACCCAUCCCUUACCUUUCUCCCAGGUACAACCCACCCCAUUCCCUGCCCCCCACCCUGAGCAGGAACUGGCUGACCAGCCUGUCCAGGUGGCUGCUCCCCAUGGGACUCUGAUAGAUGUUCAGCAUUUGGAAACAGCUCCCCCUGUCUUAUCCACUGGACAGACUCCUGUAUGGGGAAGCAGAAUGGACACAGAUUCUCCUGCAGCUGCAGCGCCUCCAGUCCCUGCUCCAGCCUCAAUUUCCGUCUCGACUACGGUUCAGCUUGAAGCCAAAGCCCCGGUGCGAACUCCGCCUCCAGUUCCAGGGUCAGCUCAGGCUCCAGCAGCACCUCAGACUCCAGCACAAGCUCAAAAAACACUGCAGCCUGUGGCCUCAGCCCAACUUCAGGCACCAAUAUCUGCAUCGACUUUCACUGUCGAGCUCACAAUGGUCUCCUCUGUGAGCUCAGCUGCAUCGCAGAUCUCCACCCCGGGUUUGGUCUCAGACUCAGCUCCUGUCAGUCUGUCAGCGCCGAGUCAGGCUGCGGCUCCUGCUGGAGUUUCAGUUCUGCAGCCCGCUGGCGUCCACACAACAGUCCCAGUGUCCGAGUCCACCAGCCUGGCUCAGCAUAACGUGGAGGCAUCAUCCGUCCCUGGGAGCUUUCAGCAGGAGAGCUGCACAGAGGAGGUUCUUCGUGACAGAGCAAUAUCACUAUCCAGUUACACCUACGACAGUGUUAACUCCGACGUAGCCUCGGGUCGGGAAACAAGCGAUGGCUAUGAAAGCUUAGUAAGUGGGAGCAAAGGUGACACAAAACCCAGGAAACAUCAUCGCAAGUCUGCUCGCACACGUUCCAGGCAAGAGAGGACCAGCAAACCCAAGCUGAGCAUGCUCAAUGUUUGCAACACUGGUGACAAAAUGGUUGAAUGUCAGCUGGAGACUCACAACCACAAAAUGGUAACAUUUAAGUUUGACCUGGACGGAGACGCUCCGGAGGAAAUUGCCAUCUACAUGGUGGAGAACGGUUUUAUUUUGCUGUUAGAGAAGGAGAGCUUCAUUGAUCAGCUGAAAGACAUUGUGGACAAAGCAGAAGACAUGCUGCAUGAAGACAUGGGGGAUGAAAUAGACACAACUUUGAGUUGCAGUCCUCUGCUGGGCCAGAUGUCUGAGGCAGGAGAGAGUCAACAGUCCGGGGCACCGCAGCCUGUAUAUCAGCAGAAUGUUCUUCACACAGGAAAGAGAUGGUUCAUCAUCUGCCCAGUGGAGGAGACGCCUCCCUGCGUUCAGGACACUCUGUCUGAGGGGACGGCGAUGCUGUCACCCGGGAGCUCAGCCAACACCCAGCCUGCUGACAGCACCACUGCAAAGCCGACCACAUCCAGAGAAGAUGGGUCGUCCUCCACAAUGUCUGGUGCAAGUGGAGGGUUUGUUCAUGAGGUUUAUGGUUUCUACAGUCCUCCAAUAACAUCCAACACUGAUCCCCUCCUCUUGGCCACCCUGUCGCCCCCCGUGUCUGCACCUGCCACUCUCCAGUCAGUGUCUGCAAUGGAGCCUGCAGGCGGUUCUCUGCAGCCCAGCCUGCAUGGAGCCAACUCAGCCAAGGCUCAAACGUUUCCCCCAUUGUUGCCCCACACUUCUUACCCAGUGGAGGACUCACAAGGAUCUCCUCUUGGGUCGCUCUCUCCUACCCAUGGAGCUCAGAAGGCCCUCGAUUUGACCCACUCAGCGACCAUUGUUGAUGAGGUGCCCUGCUGUCCACUCGUCAUGCCCCUGUCCUUAGAUGUGAACCCUCCCCAGGGCAGGUCACCUCUGACCCCUCUCCCCCUCCAGGAGCUGGGUGCCACCAAAGAGUCGACAUCUGUCUCCUACACUCCUGCAGCGCGCAGUGAGUUGCCACAGCAGCCAGUCGUCCUCCACCAGCCUUUCUCCAACGUGGGAGGCUCCAAAGUGUCCUCGCUGCCCCAGAGCCCGGCACCAUCCCAGCACGGCGCGGGGCCAAGCGAGUCUGACGGCGAAGGACGGGUCGGUCGGGGAGGUUUCGUCGACAGCACCAUUAAAACUCUGGAUGAAAAACUGAGGAACCUGCUCUACCAGGAAUAUGCGCCCAUGUAUCCAUCAGGCACCGCGGCAGAGACACCGGGAUCUGGGACAGAGUACAUCCAGUUUCCUCCGGGCCCGGACAGCGCCACUGGAGGGUCAGGAAGCAGCACCCCGGGGCCGAUAGGGGAGGGACGCUACCGGGCAGGAGAACAACUCCCUCAAAUUCCUGAGAGAAUGGAAAGCCUGAGCACUCUGAGCGACUCUGCUGUUUGUGCUUCAUUGUCAAGAAGACACGUUCCUCACUCUGUGUCUUGCUCUGGAACUAGAGGUCGAUUUAAGAUCAUCUCUCUUCCUCCUGAAGUGGCCAACAGAAGAGAUGUGAAGCAGAGGAGCUGGAGCAGCGCUGCCUCCCCUGCACACCCCGGUGGAUACAACGGAGACCCGGUUCCACCUGAAGCCUUGGCCGCCUCCACCACCAUCGGACGUUUCUCUGUGGUGAGCACAGAAGAUGACAUCACUCAGAGGACGCGCUGCAGCCGCUACUCUGCCCCGCCCGACUUCUACCUGGACACUCCCCCUCCCAUGGACUCGGGAGCAGAGAGCAGCCCUGCUAAGCUGGCUCCUGCCACUCCGUCCCAGUACGCUCGCUCUGAGCGCAGAGGAAGUGACCUCAUGAAAAGAGCAGUGGCUUUUCUCCGUCGCACUGGCCGCAGCAGCAGCGUGCAGAGCUCUGAUUCCCCGAGCAGACAUGGAGGCUUGCCUGGCUCGGCCUACGCCAGCAGCGACAAUGACUCCGAGAUGGAGGAUUCAGACAUAAAGAGGGAACUGCAGAGACUCAGAGAAAAACAUCUGAAGGAAAUCUCAGAGCUGCAAGCACAUCAACGUGGAGAGGUUGAGCUGCUCUAUCACAGACUUGGUAAGGUUCCUCCUCCUGGCCUUGGCCUCUUACAUGUUGCACCGCAUACAAGCCGCAGGAAGAGGUCCAGCAAACACAGACUGAAGCCCGGGAAACUUCUCAGCCCCCUAGUUCAGCAAUUUAGACAUGUCAAAACCAAAAGCAGCGACGCCACUAAACCAGGUGCUGCUCCAGGUCCCAGUGAGCCAGCAGUGAGUUUAAAUGGUUCUCCAGGCAGACCUUCCUUCCCGACCCACGGCAGGCCACGGUCAUGUACCAGCCACCUUCCCAGCUCGGCUUCAGAGCCGGUGCAGACUCAGCAGCCCUGCUCCCUGAAAGGCUCUAUGUCCUCCGAUAACAUCUAUGCUGGACUACAAGGAGACGUCGCCGGCACACAAGCUCAACCUGAACAGGGCUGGUCUAAUUACCCUCAACCGUCUGAGAGAGUGACCUAUAAGUCCAGUAGCAAACCACGAGCUAGAUUUCUCAGUGGGCCUGUGUCUUUGUCUAUCUGGUCAACACUCAAAAGGCUGUGUCUCGGCAAAGAGCGAGGCAGCAGGUCUGGGGCCUCAGCAUCUGGAGCCUUCAACCAGUCACAGCAAAUGCACAGUGCUACGCCUCCGCCCCAGCAGCCUGUUGUUGGCCUGGCCCAAGCUCAGGCCAACAACAGCAAUAACAAGACAGGCACAUCUAUGAGUCCCAGUGAAAACAACCUGCCUGAAGACCUACAGGUUCUGAUGGACGACUGGGCCCAGGAGGUGCUGAUUGUGACCCACCGACCUCGUACUGACUCUCUGAGUAUCAGUGGGCAGCAGCUGUGCCCCCAGGUUGUGCCUCGAACCCUUGAACAGCCGCCUCAUGCUUUAAAUACAUCACCGUGGACUCCACCCGGUCCAGAGGCUUGCGCUUUAUCCUGGCCUGAAAGUCCUGGGCCUGCAGUGAUGGCCGGCCCCUCGAACGGACCCUUUCACACGUAUCAGCUACACUCUCCUGCUGCGUUCACAACUUUACCCUCCCCUCUUUCCUUCAAUCAGUGGCCUGGGUUUUUCUUUCCAGUUUCUGCCGGGGUCUUUGCCUUUCCUGCUGUGCCCUCCACCCUCUCCAGCCCUACUUCAUCUUCAUCUCAUCAGCUGACUGACCCCAAGGCAAAGACUCUCUAGUCUGGGUAGCAUUGUGUCUUCCAACUCUGUUACCAAAACCUUAACUUAUAUUACAGCCGCCGUAGUCAAUAUAAUGUGCAUAGAGUGUAUAUAUUUAACCAGCAUGUGUUUAAUAAUAUGUAUAUAUCCAUCUCCACUCUUGAGUUUUAUGCUGUUUUAUUGUCAUGUUCAUAAUAUAGUAAAUAUUAUUUUACAUGCAGUAUAUUGCUAGGAGAACUAAAAUUAGCCAGAUCAGCCUUGAAGUGCAGACAUCUGUCUGUGUUUAUUGAUGCACAUUAAUACUCACAGGAUGUACAUAAUGUACUGUUCAGUCAUUUUGUACUUAGAAAUAGAAGUUGUGUUGCUCAUUUCACCCCCAUAUAUUUAUACAUACAAGCUGCCAUGUGUAUAUACGAAUUUUUGUUUGUCUGUACAAAGCCUAUGUGUUUGUACAAUUAACAGAGGGUAAUCCAUAGUUUGGUGCUGCAGCUGUGGGUUUCAAUGCAGCACCUUAUUAGGAACCAUUAUGCCAUCACUGUGAAGACUUGACCUUGUGGUCACUAGGACCUGUUGCUUUACUCUGCUUUCUCAGCUCGGUAUGUAGACGCGUUUCAUUCUUCAUCAGUGAAACACUUCCAGCACAAGCGCUUGCAAAAUCCUCAAGAGAUUUGAAUGAGCUUGAACUUUAUCCUCAGGUGCAAACACACCUGUGAGAGUGCCUUCAACUGCAGUUUCAGUUUUCAAAAACAAAGCAUUUAGAUCUAAAGCAGAAACUAGACUUAAUUAAUCCAUUCGCUGCUGUGUAUCUGUUAAAAGGUUGCAAAAGUAAGCAUUGCAAUCUGAGCGAUAUCUCCAUAUAUUUCCGAAAUUCGCCUCCUUCAGCUCUGCCAACACCAAAGCGCUCACCAAGCAUUGAAGGUAGACCGUGGAGCCACAUAUCUUUCUUGCAGGCUUCUAGAGCCUCUGUACUCAAUUUACUCAAACCAUAUUUACUCACUCCUUUCAGUGUAGAAGAGCAGCAAACAAAAUCCUCGCCUGACUUCAUUUCCACUCAUUUUGGUGGCAUUUUGGUCACUCUUCACAUCUUCUCCAAAAAAGGAAGUAACUCUUAGUCUCAAGAAAUGUUGUCCAAAUGACAGUGUGUUAUCAAGCCUUGGGGUCCUUCUUUUUUUUAUUUUGGUGGGUUUUUUUUUUUGCUUUUUGAGGAAUAUUAUAUCAUCAGCAAAAUUGUCAAGAAUUCAGGUUGAAUGGAAAUGCUCCUUUAUUUUAUCUAAUAGUACAUAUCUUUAUAAUUACAACUACAGUCUAUGUACCCACAGUUCUAAACCCUUUCUGGUUAAUACAUGACAUUAUGUCAAGAUUGGUUUAUGUGCAAAGAAAAACCUUUACAAGUGUUCUGCUACUCUGCACAUGGUCAUAAAAAUACAUGAAAAUGAACACGAUGCUAGUUUAGUUAGUAUGUAAGGAUAGGCUGGGGAUUAAAGUUACAUUUAGCUGUGGAGAUAGAGAGCAAAGAACCAGAAACAGACUGGGAAUAGUAGGGCUGGAGAAUGUCAGCUCCUAAAAUCUACAUCUGCGGCUGGAAACGUUUUUAAGAUUUAGUUAAUAAAGAUUCUGAACAUGAACAAGUCCUGCACCCUUUAGAACUGUCCUGGUUUCUUCUGUGAACAUUAUAAAUCAAACCUCCACUACUAGAUAUGGAGGUUGAAGGACUCAUAGCAAAACCCUGACCAAGAAGCAGCAUGUACACUACAUUACUCAGGACAUUUGAAGUAGGUGAGUAAAGGUAGGUGCUUGUUCAAGCAUUCCAGAGCUUUUAUAGUGUUCAUCAUCCAGUACUUUAGUCACGCCGUUCUUCCUUAGCCAAUGUGCCACUUUGGCCAUUUUGAAUGGCCAAAGUGGCACAUUGGUGGCACAUAUUCAUGGUUGGACAAACUUCAACCAAGACAGUGAAACAAAGGAGACAACUUGCUAAACUCCUCUAUACAGAUCUACCACUCCAGAGAUGUUCAGCUGCUUCAGCCCAAAAAUCUGGUCAGUCCUGAACAAGUCACAACCCUGAGAUUAUUAACAGAAUGCAUUUUAGGCAAACUGAGAAGAUUAUCUCUGUACAUGUCCAACAGCAAGAACAGCCUUUUUUAAAGUCAUGCCAAAACAUCUCUGUUUGAUUUAGGUCCAGUUUUUGGUAACUGGUCUCCAUUUGGUCUGAGAACAAACCUUGAACACACAAAUGUUUUUCCCAGCAAACAUGUUUUUAAUAUUUAUUUUGACAUAAAAUUUACACUACAUGUCAGUGAACCCAAGUAAAACCUACACAUGUGUGUACUCUUUGGGUGCUUCUUGUUGAUGUACCCAAAGAGUACUCCUUUGCUUUUGGACAAGAUUUUUUUUUUAAUCAGUCAGAAAUCUUCCUAGAGGAAAAUGGCUGUUGAGGUUUUAUGGUGAAGUUCUUCUCUUUUCACUUCUGUAUUAUGGCUGCAAAUGCCAUCACUGUAUCAUUCAGGAAGAUUGAAACGCAGCAUUUUUUUUUUGUUUGAAACAGAUUUUACCCACUAUAAGGAAUCAUUACUCUGCAAUCUAGUAGGAUUGGUUUCCAUGGUUUCAGUUGAGUUUACGUUGGGUCUUUUUAAACUCCAAAUGUUUAACUAGAUAAGUACAAACGCCCGAGAAGCUACCUGGUGAAAUGACAAGAAGCAAGCCACUACUUCACAUAAUUUGCCCCAGCAAAUCAACUUAAGACUUACUGAAGUACUGAUGUUUUAUGUUAAUUUGAGUCCAACUAUAUCAAACUGAAAUCUCUGAACCUUUAACUUUGAGCUGCCACGUCUCCACAGUCUGCUUGAAUUUACUGAAAUGCUAAAUGCUGGUGACAAAACCACAUUACAAAGAGGAGAAAAGGACUUAAUACACAAGUAAAAACCAUCAUCAUCAUCAUCAUCAUCAUACACCUCUUCUUUUGCAACCUGUAGCUUUACAUACUGUUGCCUUUCUGAACUUGGAGAGAUUAUUGCGUGAGAUUAUUGAUAUUUUAUUGGUAUUUUAUGAUUGUUUCUAUUAUUUUCUUUAAAAUGCUGGUAGAAGACAAGCAGAAUAAAGAAUGUGAAAACUAAGAUUACUUCAAAGUCACCAGUGCUUGAACAUGUAAGUUAUACAAAUAUUUAGGAGUUACGUUUCUUAGUUUCUUGUUAUUCUUCAGACCUUUGCUCACAAUUUCUAUUUUAUGACCUCAAACAUAUUUUUCUCUUUCUGAAGUUUUCACUGAAAUGUUUGGCAUAAACUGUUCAAUCUGCUCUUUGGUUUGGUGAGGAUAGAAACUAAUUAAUGUUCCUUACAUUGAUUAAACACAGACCCCAGACACACUCUAGAUAGUUCAAUUGUACUUUCAUCGGUGUUUACGCUUUCCCCUGAAAUAAAUUACACAAUUCCUGGUGAGCGGCAUAACAGUAUUUCUUAGCUUUUGGUCUCCAAAGCAGAGAUUCCUGAAUGUUUAUUUUUUAUUUGUUGGGGGAUGGGUGGGUCUCCUAUGCAGUUUUUCUUUUGUGCUUUACACUGACCCUUGUGUCUUUAAUCUCUUUAAUGCUUGCAUUUAAAUCUAGGUGUAUUAUUGCUUUUGCCUGCUGUCACCACUAGUCCCAACUCCCUGCCAACCUUGUCAGAUUAGUAUUCUAAAAAAAAAAAGAUGUACAUACUUGAAAAAGUCAACAAUAAAUUUUUGCUUGACAGCACAAAA
Messenger RNA from Gambusia affinis (western mosquitofish), 11191 nucleotides. RefSeq names its product WNK lysine deficient protein kinase 2 (gene wnk2). Gene Ontology annotation, molecular function: potassium channel inhibitor activity; chloride channel inhibitor activity; ATP binding. Gene Ontology annotation, cellular component: cytoplasm; cytosol. Bases 751 to 7482 code for a protein of 2243 amino acids. NCBI's taxonomy places the organism in Eukaryota, Metazoa, Chordata, Actinopteri, Cyprinodontiformes, Poeciliidae. Gene Ontology annotation, biological process: positive regulation of potassium ion import across plasma membrane; positive regulation of sodium ion transmembrane transporter activity; monoatomic ion homeostasis. The transcript is spliced from 30 exons. The record is from RefSeq and is a predicted model, not a curated record.